This is a messenger RNA of Bicyclus anynana (squinting bush brown), 1342 nucleotides long. Its product is annotated as probable G-protein coupled receptor Mth-like 3. Gene Ontology annotation, cellular component: membrane. NCBI's taxonomy places the organism in Eukaryota, Metazoa, Arthropoda, Insecta, Lepidoptera, Nymphalidae. The coding region runs from base 77 to 1315 and encodes 412 amino acids. Gene Ontology annotation, biological process: cell surface receptor signaling pathway; G protein-coupled receptor signaling pathway. Gene Ontology annotation, molecular function: G protein-coupled receptor activity. The transcript has 9 exons. The record is from RefSeq and is a predicted model, not a curated record.
ACGCUAUUGCCAUUCGUGGGGUGAUGUGAUAUUCGCUAGUGUCUUUUAGUGUGGUGUUGUCGGUAGCUGUCCAAAAAUGCUUUAUUUGAAGGAAUGUCUUCUGUUACUACUUGUGGUAAGCGGGCUGGCUUCAUCAGCGUCACCAUGCUGUCCCAACAACGACAUCAUCCGACCUAGAGGAUACUGCCGCGAUAACUCCACGGAUAGGAUCAACCUGAACUGCGAGAAUAGUUACAUGCUCCUCAAGGACAUCAUCCUUGACGGGAACAAGGUGUCAACUCAGGACUCGCCUGAAGUCGUCAUCGUGGAGGAUCCUGCUUUAUUUUGCACCGGCCGAAUGUAUAUUAACGCAAGCGAGCCAAGCCAGGGACUCAUCCCAGUCGCAGUGGCGUGCUUUGAAAAAUGGCAAACAAAAAAUUACAAAUUCGUAACAAGUGGUAUUCUGGCGCUUGUCUCUGUGGUCUUCCUUCUCUUCACGCUCGCUAUUUACAUGUAUUUGCCGCAGAUGAGGGACCUACAGGGGGUAUGUUACAUGUCCAUGUGUGGCAGCAUGGUGUUAGGGUUCCUAUCUCUUGGCAUUCUACAUCUCAGCCCCGGAUUCAAAGGUCAAAUAUGUGCAAUCACAGGUUUUCUAGUCUACUUCUGGAUGAUCUCUAUAUUCUCGUGGAUGAACGUGAUAAGCAUUAACGUAUAUAGAACUGUAGAGGAUGCUAGUUACUUGAAGAAAACCGAAAGGAAACAGCACCUCAUAUACAAUUGCUACGCUUGGGGCUUCGCCAUUUUCUUCUUGUUCGUGUCUCUUAUAACCGAUCUGGUGGAAGGAGAGCACUAUAAGCCAGGAAUAGGAGACAACAGUUGCUGGUUUAAAGGUCGUACCGAAAGAUGGAUAUUUUUCUACGCACCAAUUGCCGUUCUGAUCACUGCAAACAUAAUACUCUUUGUCUUGUCGUCCUUAAAAUUGUGGAGAAGUACCAGAAAGUACGAAGUGAACAAGUUAAAUAACCUCAAGCAUAAGUUCCUGACUUCUCUGAAAUUAUUCCUGGUGAUGGGCAUUUCCUGGGUAUUCGAAAUAGCUAGCUUCGCUCAUGGCGAAUCCCACGUAAUAUGGCGAAUAAUGGACAUUUUCAACGGUCUCCAAGGGGUUGUUAUCUUUUUAAUUCUGGUCGUAUUCCGGAGGCGCGCCAUACGUGGUCUUGCCAAUGAGAACUGCUGUCUGUUCUUCACUCGCCCAUGGGCUGAGAAACUGAGUCCAGAUGAUGAUGCAGACGACGAGGAGAUUCUGGCUGAUGAUACGGUAGCGGUAAGACUUAAUUGAUAGAAAAGAAACAAAAUUGCCAAAAUA